AGUAGUCAGUCGUCCGUACUGCAGUUGACGUCGCAAUUUGAAAAAACUCUCUGGAAAAAGGACAUUUCUUGCUGAAACCGUGAUAAAAGUGACUGAAAACACUUCUUGUAAGCUUGACCUCUCCGGACGCUUAGAUGCCCCAUUAACUCCGCACGCCCACGCGCCAGCUGACAGAGAAGUCCAGAGAGAGCGGAGACAGAGUCCAGGUGAAUCUGGUCAGGAGAUGCUAGACUCGCGAUGAGCAGGACCUCAUCCUGAUCCCAUCUCAGCAGUGCCAUCGAUUAGUGCUGUGUUUGUGUCUGUGAGCGCACACCCACUCUUGUGGGGCGGAAAAUUCUGUGUGAAAAUCAAUCUGUUUUUGUGGUGUUGAAGAGACAAACUACGUCGCAGACUUUUAUGUGACUGAACUCGAGAGAUUGAGAGCUCAACCGUUUUGCGUGGUCAGAGAGAAAGAAGAUAGAACGUGUGUAGAUGGCGAGUGACAAGAUAGCGAGGGAGAUUAAGGAGAUGCAGCCGAAGGAGAGUCUGCCUGAGAAUCCGCUGAAGAAUUGGCGGGCGAAGUUUGACAACAACUCCCUGACCACGGAGACCUUCAUCAAGUACUUCCACGCCGCCUGUCCGUUCUUCAUCAACAUCAAGCCCGAGGGAGAGUCUGAAACUGUUUGUUUCGAUGAGCAAAGUGCCAAGGGGGCGAUUUUGGAUGCUCUGGAGGAGUUCAUUUGCGGUGACAAUCCGCAAAAUGUGCUGGAGAAGCUCAAGUCGGAGAACAACGUGGCAGCAGUGUGUGGGCGCGUGUUCAAGAUUGGCGAGCCGACGUACUGCUGCCGCGAGUGUGGCAUGGAUCCCACGUGCGUGCUGUGCGUGAAUUGCUUCAAGCAGUCGGCGCAUCGGCACCACAAGUACAAGAUGGGCACAUCCAAUGGUGGCGGAUGCUGCGACUGCGGCGACGCCGAGGCGUGGAAGAGGGAUCCGUACUGUGAGCAGCACAUCCAGGGAUUGCAGAACAGCCAGCCGGACAAUCCCAUCAUCACGGAGAGGAUGAAGAAGGCGUGCGAGGUGGUCUUCCACGCGGUGCUGAGCUACUGCUGCACAUCCCUUGAGAUUGACUGCAAUGGGAACAUGUCGGCAGUGAAUGAGGAUGAGGAUUCAUAUUGCACAGUUCUGUACAAUGAUGAAACUCACACUUAUGAGCAGGUCAUCCAGACAUUGACGAGGACCGUGGCGUGUCCACACAAGAAUGCUGUGGACUACGUUACGAGUGUGGACAGGGAUGGACGGGCUGUUGUGUACUGUGGCUCCUUCAAUGAGUGCGUGCGUCUGAAGAAUGAGGUGGAGAAGCAAUCUCUGCGGAAUAUCAUGCACGCCAAGACGCAACCGCUGAGGGUGACUGUGUUGCACAGGAAAUCACUGUCAUAUCAGCAAUUUGCACUGCAACUGCUAAGUUGGCUGCAGCAAUUUCUCAUGCACUGUGCGGCCUUUAGGAAGGUCUUCUGUGAUAUCAUCACCAUGAACACAGACUACAACAUCAAUCACUUGCUGUCGAAUGACUGCAAGUUGUGGAAGAUGGCGAGGAGCAGCUGGCAUCGUGUGUUGAUCUCGGGAAUGCUGAUGGAGUAUGAGAAUAAGAAGAAAUUGGCUGUGGUGUUCACCAAGUUGUAUGCUUCAGUGAUGCAGGAGUACAUCAGAGAUGAUCACGAUCACUCAUUCUCAAUUGUGUCACUUAGUGUGCAACUAUUCACGGUGCCGACAAUUGCUCACCACUUGAUCGCCCAUGAGAGUGCAUUCUUCAUUCUCAUGCAGACAUUCUACGCGGAGAGUGUGGAGAAGUAUGUGCAAAACAAGGUGCUGCAGUUCGCAAAGACCACCAUCAAUCUCAAUGUCUUUAAGCGUUCAGCGUACAUUCUGUAUGACGUCAGAUACCUGCUCAAUAUCACCCCGGACGUGUGGACAGAUGAUCUGAGGAAGGGCUUUCUGCACGGCAUGCAGAUACUCAUCAAGUUGCUGCGCGUAAUGCAGGGCAUGGAUGCCGUGCAUCGGCAAACGGGAUCACAUAUUGAGCACGAGCCGGAGUGGGAGAGCGCGUUUAAUCUGCACAUCAAACUGGCGUACGUGAUAAGUCUGGCUCUGGAAUGGUGUCGCACGGAUAAGGUGGUCCUCGUCAAAGUUUACCGGAUGGUCUUGGCGUCACUGUCCGAGUGUGAAUUCAUUGUGGCGCAGACGGUGACGAAGGUGCAGGAAUUGGCCGAUCACAGUGUCACGUGCUUAAUGUAUGACGUGGCAAGUCAACCUGUGUCCAUUCACUUGCCCCUAUCGCGCUUCUUCGCCGGACUCUAUUUGCACCUGGAGAAGUUUGGGCUGUCUUACUACACUGUGUCCGCACCUUCGUCAGGCUUGUCACUCGUACACCUGAUUGAGCCUGUUCUGUGCACACAAACCAUGAUCGCACAGGUGCACGCAGGCAUGUGGCGUCGCAAUGGGUACUCUCUCCUUAACCAGCUCUACUUUUACCGGAAUGUUAAGUGCCGGUCAGAGAUGCUGGAUAAGGACAUUGUGACAUUGCAAAUUGGAGCCUCACUCAUUGAGAGCAACGAGUUCCUCAUUCGCAUUAUCAACAAGUUCAAUCUGAUGAGUUGGGUGUCGCCCACACCCUGGACAACACCCGAGACUGAUUCCCGCAUCAACGAGGAGGAUAACAUUCGCCAGACCAUUAACAUGGUGGAUGAGUUCCUCGAGUUGCUGAUCAUCAUAAUUGGUGAGAGAUAUGUGCCGGGCAUUGGGAGAGUCACUGAGGAGGACAGGCUGAAAAAGGAGAUUAUCCAGCAGCUGUGCAUCAAACCAUUCUCUCACUCUGAACUGAAUCGCACGCUGCCGGACUUCCAGCACGAGACAGGCAUGGAGAGUGUCAUCAAUGCCGUGGCGGUGUUCAAUAAGCCCGCUCAGGCAGAUCGAAAGGGUGUUUAUGAGCUGAAAGAGGAGUUCUACGAUGUGUACAACAUGUUCUUCUACCACUACAACAAGGAGGAGAAGUCCAAGUCUGAGGAGGCGCAGCGGAAGAGGAAGAAUGCAAAGAAGACAUGCUGUUUGCCACCGAAACUACCGAUGUUGUCAGAGGCUUUCUGUAUGAUUGCCAAUCUUCUGCAAUGCGAUGUGAUGCUGCUGAUAAUGCAGACUGUCUUGGAGAAAUCACUGGAUCUCAGAGAGAAGACUUUCGCUGAGGGACACUUGCAAAAGGUGCUUUAUCUGAUUGGAUAUGCGCUUCAGGAUGAGGAGAGUGGUUACUAUCCCUUCCUGAUCUUUCACGAGAAAGCCAUCAAGUGGAAUAUCUUGCAUCUUCUGCAAGAAUUGUCCACAUAUCCACGCGUUGAGGCCCUGGCGGAACAUAUUCAGUGGACGGUGAAGAAAUUCAAGGAGCUUCAAGUGCAAGAGGAUGAAGACAGUGGAGCCGGUACGAGUUCAAGUGGUGUGGCGAUGGAACAGGAUGAACCGACAGUGACGACAGAUGAGCAAGAAGUGACGGAGACGCAACGACGUGCCCGAUUGGCGGCCGAUCAUCGGGCGAAGAUCAUGGCACAGAUGGCAAAUGCCCAGAAGAACUUCAUGACGGAGAAUGCGGCACUGUUUGAGAGUACAAAGGCGGAGCUGGAGCGCGAUGAGGCGCAGGAUGCGAUGGAGUGGGAGAUGAUUAGUGAGCAGAGUCAGUCAUUGGCAUGUUUGGGACCUCAGCGGAAGGUGCACAUUGAGGAGGAUGAGAUUGUGUCGUGCAUUCUCUGCUCUGAGGAUGUGAAUGUGAGCAAAGGUGGUCCUUGUAUGGUGUAUUCGGCGUAUGUGCAGAAAUCCACACUGAUCUACGGUCCAUCGAAGAUUUAUCCGCAUGUGAGCAGUUGUGGUCAUGUGAUGCACGGCAAUUGCUGGCUGGAGUACUUCAACAAUGAGGUGCAGAAGGAGACGCGACGCCCGUACAGGAAUAGAUCACCGGCAAGCUUUGACACAGACAAGAAGGAGUUCCUUUGCCCGCUGUGUCGCUGUCUCAGCAAUACUGUCAUUCCGCUGGCCAGCUCCUUGCCUCUGUAUUACGGCGGUGUGGGGCAUCAGCCGGCGAGUGAGUUCCUGGACUUUUCCACGUGGUGUGACAUUAUGAGGAAGUUUAUCGACGGUGUGGGCGGUGAGGAGGAGGAGAUGCCAGGAAUUGUGGCUAUUUUGGAGGAAUUUGGCCCAAAAGUGCGAGAACUCUUCACAGCGGCCUGCAUUCCGCUGACGCGACAGAUUGACAGGGAUCUUCUGGGGCAUGUUGGGGACUUUGUGUCCGUGAUGAAGGAGUUGAUUGGCAUUAAGAAGAUCAACAAGCAUGUAGAGUUGUGGAUGGCUUGCAUGUACACCAUUCAAUCGGCAGAGAUACUUUUGCGUGCCCAGGAGAAGCCGCUGAAGGGGAAACUCUCCAUUCGACAACUGAGUUGCUUGUGUGGUGUGAUCCGGAUGUGUGGUGUGAUGGGAUUUGCAAUGACGGAGAAGGAGAGGCGUGAAUUGUUGCCACUAUUUGCCCAACAUCACGUGUUGGCGGGUGAGAGUUGCAUACUGGAGGCAAAUCUCUUCCAAUCACUGGUGAUGAGUGUCUUCAUGACGCCAUGCAUUGUGUAUGUUCAGAAGAAGAGUCAGGAGGGCGUGCAGAAGAGUGAUUGUGUCAUUCCCACGGGUCAAUUGAUGGAGUACUACAUCCUGAGGGUGGCUUUCCUGCUCAAUAUGGCCAAAAUUCUCAUCACAUUCUGCCCAGAAGUGGCGAUGGAGGAGGAGGAGGGCACUCAGGAGGCGGAUGAGGUGUUCAGAGAAGUGGCGCGGAAGGCUGAGGAGAGAUAUCGCAAGGAGCAGGUGAAGGAAGUGCCGUCAACAUCAACAUCAGCAUCAACAGCGAAAAUGGAGAAGAGUUCAGCGCCUGCAAAGGAAGCUGCUAAUGAAGACGUGAUUGAGGAUGUCCCAAUGGAGACGCCGCCUAAGGAGGAGAAGGAGGAGGAAUCAGGCACAGCCACGCUUCUCGCUUUCUUCCGACUGCACAAUAUCUAUCUGAGCGCCAAGGCAAGGCGAAGCAUCACAGUUAAGCAACUUAUUGAGGAGAUUAAGGUGAAGAGUGCAACUUUCCUGCGAUCAGCCACACUUUUGUUCUACUUCAUCACGGGAAUUGAGCUGCCUGAGGAGUUGUCACAUGUCCAGGGGGACUCCUUUGAGUCGAUGUGCGAAUAUCUAGGACUGGAGGCGAAUGUGGAGACGUAUUUCUUGUGCAAAAAGAGUUUGGAAUUGAUGACUGUGGCAGCUACUCAUCCCACCAUUGAGGCCAUGCGCAGAGGUGAGAUGGAGAAGAGCUUCACGGAUGUGUAUCUGCCGGUGAGGGAAUUGAAGCAGCUGCCGGAGGACUACAGUGACUUGAUCAACAGCGUGAGUCUCUUCACGUGUCCCAACAAUUCCCGGGACGACACGAGGAAUCCCACCAUGUGUUUGAUUUGUGGUGAGGUUCUCUGCUCGCACACGUACUGCUGUCAGAGUGAGAUCAACAGGCUGACCGUGGGCGCUUGCACAUCCCAUGCUCACUCCUGUGGCGCCGGAAUCGUGCCUCUGCUGCGGAUCCGCGAGUGCGAAGUGAUGCUGCUGAGCGUGGGCAAAGGCUGCCACGUGUCGCCGCCCUAUCUGGAUGAGUACGGGGAGUUCGAUGCUGGACUGAGGCGAGGCAAUCCGCUGCAUCUGUGUCGGGAGAGGUAUGAGAAGCUGAGGCUGAUGUGGCUGAGCCAUGGAUUCUACGAGGAGAUCGCCAGGGCCAUGGAGAUGAACAACACAAUACCGGCUCAGUGGGAGUUGUACUGAAGAUGACAGUCAUUUCCUGCCCCUUGAGUUUCGCGAGAGUCUUUGUAUAUAAUUGAGGUAAAGUUUCUGGAGGAAAAUUUUAGUGUAUAUUGCGUUCUCACACGACUCGAGCGACUUUUAAUUCAAUGAUUGUGCAGCUGUUGACGCUUUUCGAUGAUAAAUGAUUGAGUCUCCAUCCUUUUUCUUAAUCUUUUGAUGAUCACGAUGAAAAGAGAGUCUAGUUAAAAUCUUCGGUUUGAUAUUUUGUGAAAUAUAUUAUAUUGAGAAAGAGAGACAAAGAAAGAGUAAUAAACGUAAUAAACGAUUGAAGAGUA
Phlebotomus argentipes is the source of this 6161-nucleotide messenger RNA. It is a transcript of the gene Ubr1, whose product is annotated as E3 ubiquitin-protein ligase UBR1. Bases 472 to 5847 code for a protein of 1791 amino acids. Gene Ontology annotation, molecular function: ubiquitin protein ligase activity; zinc ion binding. Gene Ontology annotation, cellular component: cytoplasm; ubiquitin ligase complex. Lineage: Eukaryota; Metazoa; Arthropoda; Insecta; Diptera; Psychodidae. The record is from RefSeq and is a predicted model, not a curated record. Gene Ontology annotation, biological process: ubiquitin-dependent protein catabolic process via the N-end rule pathway; protein ubiquitination. The transcript is spliced from 6 exons.